AUGAUUGCGCGAAUGUUUACAGUUUUAGCUUCAGUUGAUACGUGUACGAUGAUUUCAUCAAAACAAACAUAUCGUGUGUUUAGUCAACCUGCACUUGCUAUUAAAUGUAGUAUAGCUGUUAUUUUCUGUUGUCCCCUUAUUGCUAUUCACAUAUUUAUUAUGAAUACUACUGUUGAUGGUCAAUACACUAUGGCAUAUGUUAUUUUGCCACCAUUAGCUAUGAUUAUAUUUAGUUGUCUUGCCUAUUUUAAUAUGAAAAAACUUGGUACUCAACAUAAUUAUAUAUUAAAUCGAAGAAAACGUCAACAACACAGUCAACUUGUUCGUAUGAUAACGACACAAAUUAUUGUUCAUAUUAUAUCAACUGAGUUUAAUCCAAUGAGUACACUCUACAAACAACUCACAGCGAAUUUAUUGAAUUAUUUAUUGUAA
Messenger RNA from Adineta steineri, 432 nucleotides. The record is from the annotation of a GenBank genome assembly. Lineage: Eukaryota; Metazoa; Rotifera; Eurotatoria; Adinetida; Adinetidae.